AUGGUCGAGGAUUACUCGAGUUCAAGCAAUACAAGUUCGACAUUCUUAUCAGAUCGUCUUCUUCGCGAGUUGAAUUUGAUACUUAAGCAGCACGAUAAAGAUAUAUCCAUGUAUGAUCUACCGCCGAUUGUUGGCAUAUUGGGUGAGGACUUUGAGAUUUUGAGUCUGAUUCAAGAGGAGUUGUCGAUUCUUAUAUCUGACGAAGAACUGUCUUCUGUCCAAAAGUUGAAUGAAGACCAGUCUAGGGCCUACGAUACAAUCAUGGGAGAAAUUGAGAGAAAGGAAAGUAAAGUCUUCUUCAUAGAUGGUACGGGAGGUACUGGGAAGACAUAUCUUUAUCGUGCUAUUCUGGCGACUUUCAGGAAAAAUGGUGGUAUUGCUUUAGCAACAGCCACGUCGGGAAUUACUACUACUAUGCUACCUGGUGGGAGGACAUCACACUCAAGGUUUCAGCUUCCGACGACACCGACAUCAAUUUUAACGUGUCAUACGAAGAAGCAAACUGAUGAAGCUAAACUUUUGAGGCAUGCUACCGUCCUUAUGUGGGAUGAAGAUACAAUGGCGCAUCACUACUCUUUGGAAGCAUUUGAUCGGACGAUGAGAGAUAUCACUGGGAUUGCUGAACCAUUUUGUGGAAAUAUUCUAAUCAUGGGAGGUGAUUUCCGCCAGAGGAUAAUUCGAAAUGAUAUUGAGUUACAUUACACUCUUAACAAGUCACAUUUGUGGGAAAACGUACAUGUUUUGCAUCUGAAGAAGAAUAUGCGUGCAGCCAAGGAUGCAUCUUAUUCUGAGUUUUUGAUUCGUGUUGGUGACGAGGAUGAACCUUGCGUUGCUAAUGAGAUGAUAAAGGUUCCGGAAGAGAUGGUCACCAUGGAAAAUGCCAGAGAUAGAGACUACAUGGUCAAUAGGGCAUGGAUCACACCAUUGAACGAGUAUGUUGAGAAUCUUAAUGACCGAGUACUUAUCAUCUUUCCUGGAAAAGAGGUUAUAUUUUACUCAUUUGAUUCUAUGGACGAUGAUACUCAUGGUCUUUACCAACAAGAAUACUUGAACAACAUUGCUCCUAGGGGGAUUUCCAUCACACGGUGCGCCUAUUAUGUUGUUGCGUAA
Molecule: messenger RNA, 1110 nt
Organism: Papaver somniferum (opium poppy)
Lineage: Eukaryota; Viridiplantae; Streptophyta; Magnoliopsida; Ranunculales; Papaveraceae
Product: ATP-dependent DNA helicase PIF1-like
Exons: 3
Coding region: 1-1110 (369 amino acids)
Biological process (GO): DNA repair; telomere maintenance
Molecular function (GO): DNA helicase activity
Source: RefSeq, a predicted model, not a curated record